AUUUGCGUAAUUUAGUUGAUAUUAAUAUUAUCUCAUUAUUGCCUUGAAACUAGGUAUUUUACAUUUUUCACUUCUACUAUAGGCGGCUGCAUUAUCUGAAAUUAAACCUGCACACGAACAGGAAACAGAUUAUAUACGAUUUCUCGCAGCCUAAUAAGAGCUCUUUGCGUUUACACGCCCUUGUAAUAACUCAACCGCAAGGAUCCUAUGGUUUGUGUAUUAAUUAAGAAAUAAGCGGAAGCAGGCAGCAGGAAAAGGGAUUCGAGUUAGCUAUCAAAGUAAUUAUUAAAGCGUUGGAAGUCACAACAAUUAAAGAAACAACGGCAGAUAAUACUAUCAGGCAAAACUAUUAACGCACAAGUGAUGUCUUGCGCUAUCUUUCUUGCUUAUUAGACGAGUAUUGGCCACCAGCGGCGGCAAUGAAGUGAAAAGUUUCGGAUCUUUGCAGAUUCGCAAUCAACACUUGGGCGGUAAAAAGGAAUUGGAUAGUUCGAAAAGUGCGUUCGUUUUGUGGAGUACAUUUUGUAGACUAGCUUUAUAAGAGAAUAGCAGAAAUAUUUAAGAGCGCUUUUACUUCGAAAUUCGAACAUGUACGGAAAAUUCUCAGAGCGACAUACGAAAUGCGCUCUCUCGAGCUGAGAAAAUCAAGGCUCCAUGCGUUUGCGUCAAGUGGAAAAAACUCUACAAAACAGAACAGCUGAGUGUCAACGGUGUGAGUUCGUGUGAGUGUGUGUAACAGCUGUCAGUUGGCCACAAUAACUUUUUCAACAAUAGCAACAUCGACAACAGCAACAGCACAGACGCACAAUUGAAUUGAGUAGACGCGCAGUUGGUCUGACGUUCAGCACGAGUUGAGGUGAAUAAAUCGACAAGAAGUAUCGCCGCCAGCCAAUUCACACGGUCGCUUGAACGGAUGCUCGCCCGCUCGGUCGCACAGCCACAGAUAUUUACAUAUUUAAGGGCAUUAUUUGCAUUUUGUGGUAUUUCCAUUUCAUUUCAUGCAUUCUUCCAUUGUGCUGUUUGCCAAAAGCAUUCGCGCGCUAAACGCACGAUGUAAAGCUGGAAAACAAGUUGCUGAUAAAAUCAAUUCGCGGCCACACCGACGCGGUGCCGAUGGUUUCGUACAAUAAGCAAAUUUAAGUGUUUAAUCUAAUCACCCAUGCGACUGAAGUGCUCUAGAAUUGUUAGUGUAGCUUGCAUUGAUUAAGCGCAUGGAUGGCGCGUGCAAUUGUGUGUGUAUGUGUGAGUGCAUGUGUAGAAAAUUGAAGUGUCUUUCAGUAAACGCGCUGACGGUUACGGUGACAACGAACCGCGGCUUCUGUACCUAUACAGUCAAGGAAUUGAAUAAAUUUAAGCCAAAAUAAAAUAAGCAUGCGUACAUAUAUAUAAUAUUACUAAAAACUAUACCUAAGAAAUAUAUUCUACACAAACGGAUUAGUGGAAAUUCCAAAUGAACAAACAAAAAUCGAAAUAUUAGCAUUCUUUCUAAGAAUAAAUACCAGAAUCUAAAAAAGCAGUCAAAAAAAUAAUCAAGAGCCAUUUACCGCAGCAGCUGAAGCAUUAAAGCCAUUAGAUGCUGUCCAUUGAAAAUCAUUCAACGGCAAGACUUGUCAGAGCAAAUGAGAACCAUGAGACGAUAAUAAUUCAAUAGCAAUAAACUGCUAGACAGCAUAAGGAGCUGACGUAACAAGCAACGUGAGAGCAUCAAUAACAAUAACGCUAGCUAGUGAAAACAUUUCGACGAAUAAGACCACCAAUAACAACUACAACUACUACAACUGUAACUACAAUAACAACAACCACAAUAAUAUCAGUACCAUUAAGAGGCAGCAUUACAACUACACAUUAAACAGAAGCAGCCAAUUCAAUCGAUAGCGACUUCAGUCAUCUCCACCUAGCACCAGCACUACCUCCCACAACCCCCGCACACACCCCCGCCAACAGGCCAGCAGGCCAGCAACAAUAUGCUGGGUGAUAUAAUUUCACCGUCAAUCGCAACUUGGAGUACAACGCAACACUUCUACACCGACCUGGACGUUGAGACGCCUGUGGUGCACGGCGCCGCCACCGACCUGCAUGCACCCCUCUUGGACAACUACGACAUCUACAACAAAGUGUACAGCAAUGCUACAUCAAUGUUGUUCGACGCCAAUGAAACGAGCGCAUAUCAAAUUGUAUUGAAUGGAACUAGCGGCAACUUGAGCAACAGCAACAACAUUUUAUUGAGCCUGGGCGAUGGUGGCAACACUGACGGUUUCAUUACAUUUAACAGCAGCGGCGGGAUGCGGAAUGCCAGUAACAAUAUUGUUGAUGUGUUUAUAGGUGAGCGUAAUGAGUUUGAUGACCAGCAACUGGAUGAUAUUAUGGGCUAUGGCGAUGGCUUCAGAACCCGAGAUCCGACGGUGGCGAUGGUGAAAAUGAUAGUCAUGUCCAUUGUGUUGGGUCUGCUCAUCUUCAUAACCAUAAUAGGCAAUGUUUUUGUAAUAGCGGCAAUUAUACUGGAGCGCAAUCUACAGAAUUUGGGCAAUUACUUGGUGGUCUCGCUGGCGGUGGCCGACUUGUUGGUGGCAUGCCUGGUGAUGCCACUCGGUGCGGUUUACGAGAUUAGCGAGGGUUGGAUACUUGGCCCGGAGCUAUGCGACAUUUGGACUUCGUGCGAUGUGCUCUGUUGCACAGCGUCCAUACUGCAUCUGGUGGCGAUUGCAGCCGACAGAUACUGGACUGUAACGAAUAUAGAUUAUAGCAACGUGCGCACACGAGGUCGCGUCUUCUGCAUGAUUUUUUGCGUCUGGUUUACAGCGCUCAUAAUCUCGUUGGCUCCGUUGCUCGGCUGGAAGGAUCCGGAUUACAUGCAACGAAUCGAAAGACAAAUUUGUAUGGUGUCACAGGAUGUGGGAUAUCAGAUUUUUGCAACAUGUUGCACAUUUUAUGUGCCACUUUUGGCCAUAUUGGCGCUCUACUGGAAUAUCUACAAAAUCGCACGCAGACGCAUCCAGCGACGCAUCCAACAACGCCCACUCCCUGUGGCACCUAGUCACAAUCAGAAAAGCUCCUCCGCUUCGAUGCAACGCAAACGUAAGCACCUAAAAAUAUGCUUUGGCAAGACGGAACAGAACGCGGUCGUCGUCGCUAAUAACAUGGAAACGAACGUCGGCAACUCGCUUAGCAUCAGCAACAUGCGCGAGGAGACCGAGUAUAGCACCAGCAACUUUGAUAGCAAAAGUCACGCAACCGAGGUGACAACGGCGUCGGGGGAAGCGGAAGAGUCUCAAAUCUCCGCUAUUGGUGAAAUCUCCACAGUCUCGCAAGAGGUGGCCAGCACUGCGCACCAGCAACAAUCGAUCGCAAUUACGUUAACCACAUCAGCACAGGACUUGGCUAUCGCUGGUACAAACCCGCCCACAGCCGGCAAGGAAGCCAGCUCAACCAACAAGCUGCUCUCGAGCAUACCAAAUCCGUACCACAAGCUGGCUAAACGCCGUCAAAUGCUCGAAGCGAAACGCGAGCGCAAAGCCGCUCAAACAUUGGCCAUCAUCACGGGCGUCUUCGCCAUCUGCUGGCUACCGUUCUUCGUCAUGGCGCUCAUGUUGUCGCUCUGCAAAGAAUGCAACAUCAGCGCCGCACUCACAUCACUAUUUCUCUGGCUGGGCUACUUCAACUCGACACUCAACCCGAUCAUCUACACCAUUUUCAACCCAGAGUUCCGACGCGCCUUCCAACGCAUUCUCUGCGGACGCAAACGCACGCUGCCCAGCCGCAGCGGGAAGAUUUGAUUCUGAGAGUAGUUGAGUAGCGUGGUCGUUACUUUUGUAUCGCCACGCUACAACACAUGCAAACGAGAUACUAACCGAACGGAGCAUGCAACUGAAAUACACAGCAUGUAAUAACAGUAAACACCAACAACAAAAAGAGUAACACCAUCCAACCAAUCCCCGCCCAGUGAUUCCAUUGAUGUUGCACAUCUUCCUCGCCGGUUGAUUCACAAGAAGUACACCAAAGCAAGCAGCGAAAGCAAACAAGCAAACAAACAAACAGACGAAAGUCAGUAAGAAGUGGCAAAUUCACCUAUGGCAACUCGUGUAGAGUAGCGCUGUCGCCCGCCAUGCCCUUGCGACAUUUCAGCAAACUCGCCACCACACCCGCAACCGCACUACCCCAACCACGCACACACGCAGCGCCAUCGAUGCACUCGCGUGUAAUUCCCUCCUUAUGCAAAUAACAAGCAACGAAGAACUUUCCGAGCAUAUGCGAUACACAAAUACCACUUGAGAAUGUGAUGUGACUAGAAUGAAAAGUACAUGCGGUUGGGUGAGUGUGUGUGUGCAAAUAUGGCACUUCCGCUGCAAAUAAACACACAGCUGCCGCACAUUCACCCGCGCGGAUGCUUCGAGUUGUAAGUGUUUGCUCAUGGAAGUGAACUCGCCUGGAAAUUUGGCAGCAAUUUCUUUGUUUCAUCAUUAUGGUGGAUCAAGUGCGACAUUGAUAACUCAGUUGGGAAUCUUGUGGUGUCAUGGUGACUUCACAGCAAAUCGAAAUUAAUUGAGUGUGAAGCGGAGAUUUUCAAUCAGCGAGACUCCCAGUCCAUAGGAAACGUCAAAAAUGCUUUAGAAAAGAAUGUUCGAUAUAAUUGAACAGCAUUUUGUUCCGCACUAUUGGAUAUAAAAGUGGUUCCAAGGCCAAUACCGAAUAAAGCCCAAUAACAGUCAUACGAAAACCUUCCGAAAAGUAUAUUUAAAGUCUUCAUUUUGGAAUUAAACAUUGAGUGGGUCAUGUUAUUUAGAAUAUUCUGUUGGUUGUUUCAAUAAAGAAAACCUUUUGCAGUAGGCAAUAUUUAGAUCUUGUUGUAGUAGAUUCCGGCAAAAUGCAACCCUAUUUUUUCCUAAAACGAUAUCAUGUUAGCAAAAAAAAAAGAAAAAUUAUGUUUGCAUUUUUAUAGCUCACGAAUAUGAUAUAUGUACAUCAGAUAAUAAAUGCUGAUUUGGCAAUAUCUCGACCCAUGCGCCAGCUAGCGGAGUUUUAUAUUCUUCUCACAAGUGUAAUCAAUAAGCAAGCUCUGAUCGAACGCUAUAAUUUAUUUGUUAGCUUUGGGAAGACUCACUUGAUUCCACAAAAGCUAUUUCUUCGUUGUUGAUUCACUUUCUCUACUUUUAUUUCAAUAUUUUCUGUGAAUUUACAAAAAUUGGUCAGUAAACUUCAAUUCCCCCCCAAUUUGUAAGAGUAAAUUUAUUAUGCGUUAUAAAAUUAAUAUUAUUAUUGACUUUGCUUGAAAUGUAGUUAAUAGUUAUAGUUUAACAUAACAUUUUAACAAAACAUAAUUAAGUAGUUCACUUGAGAAAUUUGAUAAAUAAAAUCGAAAUGUGUUAAACAAAUACAAUACAAGUAUAAUAGCUUAAUAUGUUAAUUUGUUGCAGUUUAAGUUUAUUAGCGCACUCGACCAUAGGAAAUCGUCCAACCGACAGACAACGGCCAAGCACAUGUAACUUGACAAGCAAUAAGCACACACACACAUACAAACACCAACUCACCGAAUUUGUGAUUUGAUAGCAACUGAAGUUCGAUACUUAAAGUUGAAUAGCUACAGCGCGCUGACAAUCUGGACACAAGUCACAUGUCCCAGCCAUCUUCCAAAAGCCAAUUAAAGGAUUUUUCGUCAUUAAAUGUACUUUUGUUACAGACACAUAUAUAUAGCGGUGGCACAUAUGUAUGUAUACACAACUAUACAUACACCAUAUAUGUACAAGUAUACAAUAUAUAGAGAGAAAAUCAACUACAAAUAUACUUGUAAGUAAGUAUAUAGUUUCUAGUGGCAUAAGUUAAGUGAAAGUAAACGAUACGCUUUUAAAGAGACACAAAAACAAAGUUUUAAUAGUAUUUAGAAUGAUUUACUACGUUUUUUAAGAACUCGAAAAGUCUUCUGAUAGUCUUGGGAACACCUAUAUACAUAUAUUUACUUAUAAGUGGACAUUAAUUGAACCAAUGUGUAUAAAUGGAACUGUACUGUAAACUUAAGUACUUAGUUGUGCAUUCGCAAAUCAAAAAUCAAAAGUGUUUAUAAAUUCGUAUGUGUAAGUAGAUGUAACAGUGAUUGUUAGUACAUAUGUUUAAGGCAUUGCGUCAUAUUAAUCAUAUAACUGUACAUAUAUAUGUGUAUAUACAGGCAAAAGUUAAAACUUGAAAUAUUUUUCUGCAAUCAGCCAUUUAUUUACUCUACAGAUGUAUGUGUGUAGGUUACCACAUAAUCAUUUAUGUAUUGUGCACUCAUACAUAGUAUGUAAAUGUAUAUAAGGCUUAGUUAUCGCAAUCGCAUUUCUAUUAUAUGUAUGUAUGUUCACAAUUUGAAUACGCCUAAGUGGAUUAGUGUGCUAAGUUUAUUUUUCAAUUUUGUUGCGAGCAAUGUAUUCCCAUUGAAAACGAGAUUUUGUGGUCCUAUUGUAAACGUGUAUAAACCCAUUGAACAUUUGUAUAUCCCGGGAUUGUUAAUAACUUUGUAAACAGAUUAAAUGUAGACGGAUAGUUUAUCCAUGCUCAUAGAGCGUUUUGAGGGUAUAUUUUUUCAGCUAAACUGAUCAAAUGAAUUCACAAUUGCAACAAAACCAUAAUAAUAAUAUUAAUAACUGUAACUAGAAAUGCUGGCAAUAUAUAGAUUUGAAAAUAAACUGUCUAUAAAAAAAACUGAA
Molecule: messenger RNA, 6677 nt
Organism: Bactrocera oleae (olive fruit fly)
Lineage: Eukaryota; Metazoa; Arthropoda; Insecta; Diptera; Tephritidae
Gene: 5-HT1B
Product: 5-hydroxytryptamine (serotonin) receptor 1B
Biological process (GO): adenylate cyclase-activating adrenergic receptor signaling pathway
Cellular component (GO): plasma membrane
Molecular function (GO): G protein-coupled receptor activity
Source: RefSeq, a predicted model, not a curated record